AUGGGUGAUAGCAGCUCGGCAGCAGGAUUGGAUCCUCGGAUCUACAACAAGUUAUACUUGAACGGCCAGUACGUCGAUGCCCAGAGCACGGAAACUUACAGCCUCAAAAACCCCAAGGACAACACCGUGGUGGCCGACAAGAUCCCGAUCGCGGGACCAGCAGACGUCGAGGCAGCCGUCAAGUACGCCGAGGAGGCAUUCCACGGGCCAUGGAGUCAAUUCACAGCCAUCCAGCGCACCGAAUGCAUGCUCAAACUGGCGUCCUUGUUGGAUGAAGAGCUGAUUCCCAUUCUGACCCUGGACUCGCUGACAUCAGGCAUCCCCGUCUCUCUGGCCCCUGUGCGGGAGCGAAAUUAUAUCCGAAAUUGUGUGCUGUACUAUGCAGGCUGGACGGACAAGCAGAAGGGCGAUUACUUUCCCCCUGACGAUGGUUUUGUGAAAUUGGUUCGACAUGAGCCACUGGGGGUUUGUGCGGCCAUCAACCCGUUCAAUGCGCCUGUGGCGUGUUUUUUCCUCAAGGCAGCACCGGCACUGGCCACGGGCAACGUUUUGAUCGUCAAACCCAGUGAGAAGACACCGCUAGGAUCGCUGGCGGUGGCGGCCCUCUUCGAGAAAGCCGGUUUCCCACCCGGAGUCAUCCAAGUGAUCACUGGACCCGGAUCGACGGGCGCGCUCCUGGCCGAGCAUAUGAAGAUCCGCAAAGUCAGCUUCACGGGGUCCGUGGCGACGGGCAAGAAGAUCCAAACGGCGGCGGCCAUGAGCAACCUGAAACGCGUGACGCUCGAGCUGGGUGGCAAGAGUCCCGCGGUGAUUUUCGACGACGCCAACCUCGACAACGCGCUCACCUGGACCAUCAACGCCAUCCUCACCCGCAGCGGGCAGCUCUGUGUGGCGGCAUCGCGCGUCUACGUGCAGCGGAGCAUCGCGGAUCGAUUCAUUGAAGAGUACAAAACCCGGAUGAAGGCCGCAGCCCAAGAUAUGGGAGAUCCGCAAGACCCCACCGUCAAACUGGGACCCAUGGUCGACCAGGCACAGCUCGAGCGCGUCAAGCAGAUGGUCGACCGUGGACGAGCCGAGGCCGAGCUGGUGGUGGGUGGUAACCAGUACGGCGAGACCGGGUGCUUUAUGGAACCCACCGUGUUCCUGAACCCUCGCGACGACGCCGAGAUCUACCGCAACGAAAUCUUCGGUCCCGUCAGUAUCAUCAAGACCUUCGAAACCGAAGAAGAGGUGUUGAAAUUGGCCAACGACACCGAGUUUGGUUUGAUGUCCGGCGUCUUCACAAAGGACAUUACAAGAGCCCUGCGCGUGUCUGCUGCUCUGGAGUCCGGUGUCGUCGGCGUCAACUGUGUCAGCUUGCAGAAUAUGCAGGCGCCUUUUGGCGGCAAAAAGCAGAGCGGAGUCGGUCGUGAGUUUGGCGAGUAUGCCUUGAGGUUAUUUACUGAGCCCAAGACGGUUCUGAUUAACAUGGCUGCUUAG
Capronia epimyces CBS 606.96 is the source of this 1479-nucleotide messenger RNA. RefSeq lists its product as uncharacterized. The record is from RefSeq and is a predicted model, not a curated record. Gene Ontology annotation, molecular function: aldehyde dehydrogenase (NAD+) activity. Lineage: Eukaryota; Fungi; Ascomycota; Eurotiomycetes; Chaetothyriales; Herpotrichiellaceae. The transcript is spliced from 2 exons. Bases 1 to 1479 code for a protein of 492 amino acids.